UUGAACGAGAGAGAGAGAGUUUAUAGACAGUUUCCAGUAUCGUUGUCGUCGUCAUCGUAUAGAGCUCAAUCAAAGAGUAGAAAUGCAUAAAAUUGUUUGUUUCGUAUGCAGAUCUCGUUCCCUCCUUUUCUCUCCCUAAAAAAGGCCCAUCUUUCUCCUCCCCAUACAUAAUAGUUUUGUACAAGGACGAAUACCAUUACCAAGGAAGAAGAAGAAACAUAAUACAGAGGGGCAGGAAGAAGAGAGUCCAGGCGCUUCUUCUAUCACACCAUUUUCAUGGGCGUCGCAGCUUUUCCACGGCGACGCCACAAUCAUCAUCAUUAUCGCCACCGUCUUCGAUUCUUAGCUCAGGCGAUCUCAGCCAUCUCCGGCGUUAUUCUUCUUCUAAUCGCUUUCAUUUCAAUUACCACCCCUUAUCCCUCUGAAAACGAACACCUACACCAUCCUCUCCAGCGCGAAUCGUUGAAACCGGGCAUUGAAAAUUAUGGCAAUCAAACGUCUGGUGUUCCGAAAAGAAGAGGCCAAGGCCAAUUAGAUCGCCAUCUAUGGAGUUCAAAGCUUUCGAACUUAUACUAUGGUUGCAGCAAUGCAAGCACAAUGUUUCCGGAUGCUGCUGUCAUAACUCAACCAAAUCGAUACUUGUUGAUUGCAACUAGUGGAGGUCUAAAUCAACAAAGAACAGGGAUUACAGAUGGUGUUGUUGCUGCGCGGAUAUUGAAUGCUACUCUUGUUAUACCAAAGUUGGAUCAGAAAUCCUUCUGGAAGGAUGCGAGCAUCUUCUCUGAUAUCUUUAGUAUUGAAUGGUUCAUUUCAAGUUUGUCAAAAGAUGUGAAAAUAAUUAAACAGCUUCCUAGAAGGGAUGGAAAGAUUUGGACUCCAUAUACAAUGCGGGUGCCAAGGAAGUGCAGUGUUAGGUGCUAUCAAACACGAGUACUACCUAAUCUUUUGAAAAAGCAUGCUGUUCAGCUCAACAAGUUUGACUACAGACUUGCUAAUAGAUUAGACACAGAUCUACAGAAGCUUAGAUGCAGAGUUAACUAUCAUGCACUUAAAUUCACUGAUCCUAUACUUGAAAUGGGUAAAUAUUUGGUCCAUCAAAUGAAGAUGAGAAGUAAACAUUUUAUUGCUCUCCAUCUAAGGUUUGAACCUGAUAUGCUUGCAUUCUCAGGAUGUUAUUACGGCGGAGGAGACAAGGAAAGACAGGAACUUGGAGCAAUAAGAAAGAGAUGGAAGACUUUACAUAUGAGCAACCCAGAUAAAGGGAGGAAGCAAGGAAGAUGCCCGCUUACUCCUGAAGAAGUAGGUGUGAUGUUGAGUGCACUAGGAUAUGGGAAAGAUGUUCAUAUUUAUGUAGCAUCAGGUGAAGUUUACGGAGGGGAGGAGACUUUGGCCCCCCUAAAAGCUCUCUUUCCCAACUUUCAUUCAAAAGAUACCAUAGCUAGCAAGGAAGAACUUGACAAAUUCUCAGGAUUCUCUUCUCGCUUGGCUGCACUAGAUUUUAUAGUCUGUGAUGAAAGUGACGUAUUUGUUACCAAUAAUAAUGGUAACAUGGCAAAAAUCCUUGCCGGGCGAAGGAGAUAUUAUGGGCACAAGCCUACAAUUCGUCCAAAUGCAAAGAAACUAUAUCGAUUGUUCUUAAAUAGAGGCAACAUGACAUGGGAAGAAUUUACAUCUGGUGUUCGUAAACGCCAAAGAGGGUUCAUGGGGGAGCCGCGUGAGGUGAGGCCAGGUAGGGGUGAAUUUCACGAGAACCCAGCUACAUGUAUAUGCGAAGUUUCUGAAAGCAAUGAAGAAAUAGAAUCUGGUUCGAGAAAAGUAGGAAAAAUAAAUUCAGUAACAAGAAAAGAAGAUGAAGAAGUCAAAACAGUUGUAGAUGAUCAGAACGAUACUGAAGAGCCAGAGUUGUCAGAUCAUGAUGAUGACGAUGAUGAGCAGCACCAGGGCGACUUUUUACAAGAUACAGAUAGAUUAUUAAUCAACAACACAAAUUUGGACUAUGAUGGUUCUGCAUCUGAUGAACCUGAGUUGGAAACAAUGCUCUCUGAUUAAGUGAAAAAGAAUAAGUCCCUCAUUCGUUCAAGAUUUGGGUAGCUCGAGUGGUAAGAGUCUCGAACCAAGGUCGAGAUAUUAAGUUCGAUCCCUAAUGAAAACACAACAUGAUUGAAGGUGGGGUCAUUUUCUUAAUUCACUUCAAUGGCUCUUCAGUUCAUUUGGAAUUGAUGCUAUUUGUCCAAUGACAAUCAUGCCAUUUGCCUUGAAUUAAUUUUGCAGAUAAAGUCAGGAUGAUGGAUGGGGAUAGGGGCAGUUUUUGGGUUUAAUAAGACAUCUUGCUAGCACAUACAUUAGCUUUUAGUGAUGAGAUAGAUAGAUAUGUAAAUUUCUUAGAGAGGAUGAUGUAAAGAUGUAUUAAUAAUUCAAAAACCUUAUUUGGAGUCUUAUUAUAU
Molecule: messenger RNA, 2444 nt
Organism: Impatiens glandulifera
Lineage: Eukaryota; Viridiplantae; Streptophyta; Magnoliopsida; Ericales; Balsaminaceae
Product: O-fucosyltransferase 16-like
Exons: 10
Coding region: 277-2049 (590 amino acids)
Source: RefSeq, a predicted model, not a curated record